AUGACGGUGGACUGGACCCUUGGAUUGCCGGAGCGAGGCGAUGGCAAGCUGAUGGGCAUAGGAGCUGUUGCUUGGAUGCGCGAUGUGCCCGGAUCGGAGCUGCAAAUCAGUGCCAAAAAAACUAUGGCCGAGGAGCGGAAGCGUAAAUUAGGAACAUUUUCAGAUGCGGCAUUUGACGUCAUUUUGUCCCGCCGUGCGUUGUCGUCACUCGAGCCGGGCUACAUGGCAACAGAGGCCGGCCAACGCUUGGCAACGGGUGGGUCCCCACCUGUCAAACUGGCGUCGCUGCACCCGCGUGCGGAUGCCUAUCCUGUCGAUGGCAUGCUCACAGAGUGCCGCCUGGGCCUCCGUCAUCGAGCCGCCUUGCUGCACCCCAGCCCUGUCGCCACCAUGAAGAUCGGCAUUCACGGCAUCUACUACCUGCUGCCCAUCCUGACGUUCGCGUCGUGGACUACGGCCAUCGUCGGCCUGCUCGCACUAUGGUCGCGCGAUAACUUCGCCGAGUACGAGGUGGAAGAAGCGUCGGUUGUCUUCAUCUCGGACGUGGGUGCGACGCACAAGACGUUCUUCAUCAUCUUCUGCGCACUCACUGCCGCCUUCUACAUCCUGACGACGUUUGCGGAGCGUCACCUGCGACACCUGCGUCGCAUUCCCGGCUCAGUUCGCAAGAAGCAGACGAUCCUGGAUAUCUGCUCGGUCAUCUGCGCCAUCAUUGGUUCGGCGGCUCUGGUGCUGCUCAGCAUCUUCGACGCGUUCAACCACAGCACAGUCCACUGGAGCAUGACGCUCAUCUUUGUCGUGUUUGUGGCGCUCUCGGUGCUGUUCCAGGUGCUCCAGGUGUUCUCGCUCUCGCACGACCACGACCGCCUGGCUACGCUCAAGGUCAUCGCGAUCAUCAAGGCGAUCAUCCUUUCGCUUGCCAUCGCGGGCGCGAUUGCUUUCAUCAUCUGCUACGGCAUUUGCAGGGGCAACGCUAACCCGGGCGACAACAGGUGCGACCGCAUCGUCUCGGCCGCUGCCGUUUGCGAGUGGGCAAUCGCCUUUCUUCUCGACAUCUUCUUCCUCACAUACCUUGUGGACCUCUGGCCCGCCCACAGGCGCGCCCAGAAAGGCCUCAACGCCGACGGCACUAUGGUCGAGAACAAGCAGCUCGCCAAGGAGCAGGGUGUGGACGACCGCCCCACCGCGCCGUACGCGAUCGACGGCGUGAGGGAAAACGACACCUACUACCCAAGCCAGGCUGCGCAGCAGUAUCAGAGUGGCCACAGCGUCCAGCCCGCGCCUGCGGUGAACCAGCCCUCCAACUACAGCCCCACCAACGCCCCUUCCACCCUCCCUGGCUCGGAGCGCGGCAGUCUUUACCAGACUCCCAUGACCGAGGCGCGCCCGUACCCCAACAACGGGCCCGUCACCAACGGCUACUCCACCUACCAAGCAUAG
Messenger RNA from Moesziomyces antarcticus, 1440 nucleotides. RefSeq lists its product as uncharacterized. Bases 1 to 1440 code for a protein of 479 amino acids. The record is from RefSeq and is a predicted model, not a curated record. Lineage: Eukaryota; Fungi; Basidiomycota; Ustilaginomycetes; Ustilaginales; Ustilaginaceae. Gene Ontology annotation, cellular component: plasma membrane. The transcript has 2 exons.